Messenger RNA from Arabidopsis arenosa, 593 nucleotides. NCBI's taxonomy places the organism in Eukaryota, Viridiplantae, Streptophyta, Magnoliopsida, Brassicales, Brassicaceae. The record is from the annotation of a GenBank genome assembly.
UCGCGAAUCUUCCCAACACGAUGACUGGUCGAGGACGGAGGAGAAGAAAUGUUCCCAACGCUUCUCAGAGAGCUCCUGAUACGUCUAUUGCUCCGAAAAGACCCACAACUCUACCUCCUCAAUACGAUUUCACACCGCCGGCGGUCCCAGAUCCUCGGGUUCAGCCGCCAGUACAGCAGCCUCGCAUUGUUCCCCAACAUUCAACCUCUGCACGUCAAGCAUCAGAAGAAGUCCGUCAACCGACUCCACAACAACCUACUCCGCAUCAACCGCAUCCAGAAGAUGAGGCUCCACCGUCUCCACAUUCACAUCUGAACUCUGAUGGUCCGAAUGUGGGUCAUAGUCAGCCUUAUUCUUCUCAAGGAAAUAACUUCAUGGAGUUUUCUCCAAUGUUGCCGGAGCUCGAGGAAGAAACGCUACAGGCUCUGAAUGCUCUGCUUCAGGUGCCAGACCGGGAUCAGUUUACCACGGUCCUCUCUCCAACACCGAGAGAAAACACCACUUGGUCUGAAUUCUUUCUCUAUUGAUAAACGUAUCAAUUGUGUUCCUUUUCAUAGUUAAAGUGUCUGAGUAUAGGUUGAUGUCUGAUUGUA